Molecule: messenger RNA, 1291 nt
Organism: Ciona intestinalis (vase tunicate)
Lineage: Eukaryota; Metazoa; Chordata; Ascidiacea; Phlebobranchia; Cionidae
Source: RefSeq, a predicted model, not a curated record
AAUUCCCCAUUCAAUCAGAGGAAUGAAUAUAAACAAAGUCUGCACGUAUUCAAGUCAUUAUCUACAGUAGUGUCAAACGCGCUGUACUGAAAUGGACCCUUUUGCUUUUGUAUUACUUGUGAUGCUGUUCAGCGUUGAAUCUAAAGCCCAAGGCAAUGGCUUAGGAAUGUGUGACCAUCGACUUACUGCAACGAAUGAAACAAAGUUUUUAACUUCUCCUGGAUGGCCAUCUAACUACAAUCGAACUUCAUAUUGUUUCUGGCGAAUCUUUGGACCUACGGGAACACAAAUUUUAUUGAGAAAUGAUCAUGUUUUGCCAAAAAGCCGAAUCAAUAUACGAAGUGGUGGAAAAGACUUAACAAAAUACUUUGGAAACUCGGUCGGCCAGGAGAUUGUUUCACCGAAUAACCUCGUUUAUAUUGGAUUUGUUUAUAAUUUCUUUUCUGCCCAUUUGCAACCUUUCACUCCGGGGAGGUUCAAGAUACAUUAUUCAAUUGCUUAUCCCAACGAAACAACUGUCGAAUGCGAAUUUGUUCUAAUUGCAAAACCAACCAUGCAAUCAAUCACAUCACCAGGGUUUCCACAAAACUACCCAAAUAAUGCAAAUUGUACUUGGACGAUAAUAACUCCUCGUGGGAUGAAUACUCAUUUUAAAUUUGAAAGCUUUAACACAGAGAAAGUGCAUGAUUAUUUAAAAAUCUGGCCAAGCUAUUCUAGCACACCUACUGCACUCAUCAGCGGUUAUUACCAAAAGGAUAUAAGGAGCUGGAGCGGUUUUAACGGAACAUUUCAUUUUGAAUCAGAUAGUUCAGUGACUACAUCUGGAUUUAAUAUCACUUUUAUUGGACAUAGAAUGCCCCCAACUCCAUGUGAAGUUACUCUAAAUGCGACGACUGACGUUCAAUUUCUUACAUCACCCGGUUAUCCCAACAAUUACCCAAACAACGUGAAUUGCAAUUGGACGAUAACUGCCCCUAAAGGAUUGAAAAUUUAUUUUACUAUGCACAACCUAUCAACAGAGGAAUGUUGUGACCAUAUAUCUCUUUCUGCAUAUCCAAGAAUGCGAUGGUACAGCGGUUCAAUAAUAAGGGAUUACGAGAAAGUAUUUAUAUCUCCUGGAAACACUAUGACUUUAACCUUUCGUUCAGAUUGGUCUAUAACUAGUUCUGGAUACAACGCAUCAUAUUUUGCGUUAGAACCGGAGCAAAUCAGAUACCCCACUGGAUGGUAAUUCGUGUGGUGAUACUGUUGCUACAGCAACCAUAUAUAUAUCGUUACAAUAAAAUAACUG